Molecule: messenger RNA, 3704 nt
Organism: Cyclopterus lumpus (lumpfish)
Lineage: Eukaryota; Metazoa; Chordata; Actinopteri; Perciformes; Cyclopteridae
Gene: st14b
Product: suppression of tumorigenicity 14b
Exons: 19
Coding region: 317-2863 (848 amino acids)
Biological process (GO): acrosome reaction; proteolysis
Molecular function (GO): protein binding; serine-type endopeptidase activity
Source: RefSeq, a predicted model, not a curated record
UCCCGUUUCCUCGUUCCCGUCUCCGGAUCUCUGUCCGUGGUUCCUCCUCCGGUCUGAACCUUCUAAAGACUCUGACCGCGACCCGGACCCGGACCUGGACCCGAACCCGGACUUGGACCCGGUACCGAGACCCGUGAACCCGGACCUGGACCUGGACCCGGUACCGAGACCCGUGAACCCCAGUGAAGAGUUACUGUCAGCUGUGCAGACGGAGACACCUGUUCACCUGUCUGUCUGCAGCAGAGCGUGAGACGACGAGUGACUCAACAACAACAACAACAACAACAACAACAACAAGACUCUCUUACACACAAACAUGGAUUUACUGGACUCAGGACAGAAGUUCAGCCCGAGACAGGACCAGGACUGGGACCCGGCCCUCCGGUUCCUGCCGGCCUCCGACACCAAGCGGCUGGAGAAGAAGCCGGGCAGGAGGAGGGCGCUGUGUGUGGGCGGCGGCCUGCUGCUGGCUGCGGCCGGCGUGGCGCUGCUGAGCGGACUGCUGGUCUGGCACUUCCACUUGCGCCGUGACGUCCGAGUGAAGAAGGUCUACAUCGGCUCCAUGGGGAUCAACAACCAGCCCUUCCUGCUGGACUACGAGGACCCCGGCAGUCCCCAGUUCACUCACCUGGCCUCUCUGGUCAGCAGGCAGCUGAAACUGAUUUACUCUAAAAACUCUGUGCUGGCCAAACACUUCAAAGGCUCCACGGUCCAGGCCUUCAGGGAGGAGGGGGGGGGCCGGGGGGGGGGAGGAGUCAUGGCGUACUACCAGUCGGAGUUCGACGUGCACGUCCUCCAGCAGGCGGCGCUGGACGACGCCAUCGAGUCUCUGGAGCCGGCGGCAGGAAGUCAGCAGCGGCGGGGGCGGGUGCUGCUGAGGCCCAGCGACGCCCUGGACGUCAACAACGUGGUCUCCAGAGCGAUCGACUCGCGCAUGACGAGGACGUCUCUGAUUGUGAAGUCCUUCAGCCUCCACGUCAGCACCCCGGGGGUCCUCCGGUCUCCGGGGUUCCCCGACUCCUCGUACCCCCCUAACGUCUACCUGCAGUGGCGGCUGAGGGCCGACCCGGGCCACCGAGUCCGCCUGGACUUCCACACGCUGAUCCUGGAGGACGACUGCCAGAAGGACUUCAUCCAGAUCUACGACUCGCUGGCCCCCAUCCAGAAGCGGGUCCUGACAGAGCAGUGCGGGUACCCCCAUGAGUCCCUGACCUUCCUGUCCUCGGGGAACGUCCUGCUGCUGGUUCUGAUCACCAGCGAGGAGAAGAACUUCCCCGGCUUCAGGGCCAACUACUCCCAGAUCCCUGUGGCCCAGCAAAAGUGUGGAGGAACGCUGACCGCGGACAGAGGCUCCUUCUCGUCGCCCUUCUUCCCCUCCAACUACCCUCCUGAGACCUCGUGUGUCUGGACCAUCGAGGCACCGAAAGAAAAGUUUGUGAAGGUCCAGUUCCAGAAGUUCUUCUUGGGAAACGACAGCAUUCAGUGCCGCGGUGACUACGUCGACGUCAACGGUCAGAGGUUGUGUGGCAGGAAGCCAACGAGCACCGUGGUGACCAGCCGGAGCAACGCCAUGACCGUCAGGUUCAACUCCGACUCGUCCUACGUGGACCAGGGCUUCACGGCCGAGUUCGAGGCCUUUGUCCCGACCAAUCCGUGUCCGGGGAGGUUCCAGUGCACCAACAACCUGUGCAUCAACCGGACGCUGCAGUGCGACGGCUGGAACGACUGCGGAGACGGCAGCGACGAGGACCACUGCCAGUGCGAGGCGGCUCAGAUGAAGUGCGACAACGGCCGCUGCAAACCGAAGUUCUGGAUGUGCGACGGCGUCGACGACUGCGGAGACGACACGGACGAGCAGAGCUGCGUCAAAUGCAAACCCGGAGAGUUCUCCUGCAGAAACAACCGCUGCGUCCCGGAGGCGUUCAAGUGCAACGGGAAAGACGACUGCUCCGACGGGUCGGACGAGUCCAGGUGUGAGAAAUCUCUGGUGCUGCAGCAGUGUUCAGAGUUCACGUUCCGCUGCAGAACCGGACGCUGCAUCAGCAAACUGAACCCAGAGUGUGACGGAGAACCGGACUGUGAGGACGGUUCUGAUGAGGAACACUGUGAGUGCGGGACGAAGCCGUACCGGAGCUCCCGCAUUGUGGGCGGAGUCGCGUCCCGGCAGGGGGAGUGGCCGUGGCAGGUCAGCCUCCACGUCCGGGGCACCGGCCACGUGUGCGGCGCCUCGGUGUUGAGCAACCGCUGGCUGCUGACCGCCGCCCACUGCGUGCAGGACAGCGGAGCCGACAGGUACUCCCAGGCGGACCAAUGGGAGGUGCUGCUGGGUCUGCAUGUGCAGAGUCAGACCAACGAGUGGACGGUGAGGAGGAGCGUGAAGCGGAUCGUCGCCCACUCGGACUACAACACCGUAACCUACGACAACGACAUCGCGGUGAUGGAGCUGGACGCCAACGUCACCCUGAACCAGAACAUCUGGCCCAUCUGCCUGCCCUCCGCCUCCUACGACUUCCCGGCAGGCCGAGAGGCGUGGAUCACCGGCUGGGGGGCCACCAGGGAGGGAGGUCUGGCUGCGACCAUCCUGCAGAAGGCCGAGGUUCGGAUCAUCAACAGCACGGUGUGCAAGAGUCUGAUGGACGACACCGUCACCGACAGGAUGCUGUGUGCCGGGGUCCUCAAAGGGGGCGUGGACGCCUGUCAGGGCGACUCCGGCGGCCCGCUGUCCGUCACCGGCCCCAGUGGGCGGGUCUUCCUGGCUGGCGUGGUGAGCUGGGGCGACGGCUGCGCUCGUAGGAACCGACCCGGCGUCUACACCCGGGUCACCAAAUACCGGAGCUGGAUCCGGGAGACGACGGGGGUGUAGCGUAUAGUCGUAACUAUAUAUAUAUAUAUAUAUAUAUAUAUAUAUAUAUAUAUAUAUAUAUUUAUAUAUAAUGUGUACAUGUGUAUAUAUAUAUAUACUAAUAUUCUCAGGGUGUAAAGGGUUCCCCAGCGUUCCAGGUCUGGAAGGGGGACCAGGUUCAGUUAAAACCGGAUCAAAAUUCUUUUGUUUCUUCAAACAUUCAGAAGUUUCAAAUUCAUCUCGACUUAAAUUAAACAACUUGUUUCCUCACAAAAAGUGCUGAUCAUGAGAUGAAGUUAUGAUGGGUUGGCAUGUUACCAUUUCUAUAUGUAUAUUUAUAUUUAUAUAUAUAUGGUGGGACCAGGUCUGAUGGUCCAGGUGGGACCAGGUCUGAUGGUCCAGGUGGGACCAGGUCUCAUGAUGAAUAAUUGAUUUUUCUUUAGGCUUCAGGAGCUCGUUUAUGUUUUAACGUGUAAACGUUUGAUACAUUUCUUGUUUUCACUAUUUUCUGCUGAACGUAUUUAUUGUUGUUAUUUUACAGUUUUCUCAUCAAUCAAUCUUUGCUAAUUAAUAAUACAAUUAAUUAAUACAAUUCAAAGAAAACCAAAUAAUGUGAUUGUGUGAGAUGAUUUCAACACAUUUUAAGAUGAAGCAGACGUCUCUAUAUGAUCAAUAUAGAAAUGUUCUUGUUUUUAAUAACAAAUCAAUAAUACACAUUCAUUUAUUCUGAUAAUCUGUUGAGAACCAGACAGUUUUGAUUUCAUACGCAUGAGAUUCUAUUUUAAAUAUGUAUGUAAUUAUUAUAAAUCACUUUUUUUAAUAAAAUGUUUGGCAUCAUGUGAGUUGUGUCGAACCAAAAGUC